Messenger RNA from Nothobranchius furzeri (turquoise killifish), 1346 nucleotides. RefSeq names its product reticulocalbin 2 (gene rcn2). Gene Ontology annotation, molecular function: calcium ion binding. Gene Ontology annotation, cellular component: endoplasmic reticulum. Lineage: Eukaryota; Metazoa; Chordata; Actinopteri; Cyprinodontiformes; Nothobranchiidae. The record is from RefSeq and is a predicted model, not a curated record.
CACUACAGGAAGUGGCACAUUUGUCAACAUUCAUACGAACUUUUCACGAUGACACGCACUUUGUGUUUGGUUUUGCUAAUACUUCAGUUUGAAGUUGGACAAAGCUCUCAUAAACAUCUGCAUGAAGAUCAUUAUGUCGGCCAGCAGCACAACCCUGAUCAUGAUAUUGCUGUUCUCCUGGGAGAGAAGAGCACCGAGGAGAUAAACAAGCUUGGCCUAACAGAGCAGAAGAAGAUGAUGAUGGAUAUUUUUAAAAAGAUUGAUACAACUGGUGACAAUCUUCUAAGUCCAGAGGAAAUCACUCUGUGGAUUCAGCAUGUCUACAGAAAUUAUGCUCUGGAAGAUGCAGAGGAGCGGUUCCCGGAGUUUGACGUUAACAAAGAUGGUAUUGUAACCUGGGAGGAGUAUAACUCUGUUGCUCAUGACCAGCUUUUAAAUUUUGAUGACAACGUUGUUCUGGAGGAUCCUGAGCAAGAGUCUCUUAGACAUCUCCUCUUAAAGGAGAAGAGGCGUUUUUACUUCGCUGACAUGGAUGGGACUCCUGGUCUAAACGUAACAGAGUUUCUUGCCUUCACACACCCAUCUGAAGUGGAUUACAUGGCUGACUUUGCCAUUGAAGAUGUAUUGAGUGAAUAUGAUACAAAUAAAGAUGAAUUCAUCACUCUAAGUGAGUUUAUUGGAGAUGCUCGUAGUGAAGGUGACACACCAUCACAAUGGGAGAUUGAAGAAACGGUGCGAUUUAAAGAGCUGUAUGACCAAGAUGGGGAUGGAAGACUGAAUCGAGACGAGCAGCUGCGCUGGGUUGCACCUAACAGCUACGGUUCAGCGAGAGAGGAAGCUCUUCACCUCAUAAAGGAAAUGGACCUUGAUGGGGACGAACGGAUUUCACUGGCAGAAGUUUUAAAAAACCAAGAGAUGUUCAUGAACAGUGAAGUGACGGACUAUGGCAGACAGCUGCAUGUGUCACAUGAUGAACUAUAACCUUGUUUUUCAUCUUUUAUAGAAACACUGUUUUUAACUAAAUCAAAAUUUUAGUUUUUUUGACUGAUUAUGUAUUUUGUGCAACUGUGGAAACAUAAACUUAUAUUACAGCAGAUGUUUUAUGUAACAAGUGACAAAAAUGACGUGUCCUAAUAAUGUAAUAAUGUGAUGUUACAAACAAAAGUGCUUUAAAAUGAGUCACCUCCAAAUCAACCAACACAAAAUGUACAAACUGCUGUUCUUUCCAGUUGAAUUGACACAUUUGAUCGGAAAUCCCUGUUUUUGUAUCAUCCUCUUUGUAAAAUAAGGAGGAACUCAUUAACAACUUUUAAUGAUUUAUCAAAUAAACAAUUGAUCAAAACACA